Owenia fusiformis is the source of this 415-nucleotide messenger RNA. The record is from the annotation of a GenBank genome assembly. NCBI's taxonomy places the organism in Eukaryota, Metazoa, Annelida, Polychaeta, Sabellida, Oweniidae.
GACGUAAUGAGCCAUAGGGUUCGUUUACUGUAUGAACACAACACUAAACAGAGCAUCAUUUUGAUUUAAUCAAAACCAAAUAGAGCAAACACGCUUCAUGUUGAGAUUUGCCUGCUUCUUGGCGCUUGUUGCCGUGGCAAUUAGUGCUCCGCAAAACUUCCACCACGCACACUCUCAUAAUCACCAUGACGACCAUUACCAUGACGACGAGAACCGUGACGGAGUUCCCGAUUCUCUUGACUUGAACCGUGAUGGUAAGAUUGAUCAUCACCAUGGGCACGGACACCAUGGACACAGUGGCCAUCACGGACAUUCUGCCCAUCAUGGACACUCUGCGCAUCACGGACGACACUCUGCCCAUCAUGGACACCAUGGACACUCUGCCCAUCAUGGACACCAUGGACACUCUGCCCAU